GUAUCCGACGGCGGAAGGAAGUGAAUUUGAGCAUGCGUAGGUUUCCGCACGUUGUGGGCAAUGUUUUCCGAAUGUGUUCUACACGUUGUAUAGUUAUUUAAAAAGAAUACCUAUUUCGUAAUUUUCCAAAGAUUUUAUACGAAAAACUGACCGAUUGUAUUACGUCCAUACAUAGGGUUAAAUAGAACGAGGGCAAGACUUUUAAAACUAUUUGAGAUCUCUUUUGCUCUAUAAGCAUGGCCAAUGUAGUGCAGAUUAUGGCUGGGAGCUAUGAACAGAUCAUAUUUGGUUACAAGGUUACCUGUGAAUCGGAAUCGGAAUGGAAAGCCACUGCAGACUUCACACAUCAUGCCCAUACACAGUCGAUAUCAGCUGUCGCAACUAGUGAAAGAUUUGUUGUCACAGGCAGCAAAGAUGAGACCAUACAGUUAUACGAUUUGAAGAAAGGAGUUGAGCAUGGAGCGUUGCUUCAUCACGAUGGAACCAUCACAUGUCUGGAGUUCUACGGCUCGUCUCACCUGCUGAGCGGAGCAGAGGACGGCCUCAUCUGCGUGUGGAGCACCAAGAAGUGGGAGUGCCUGAAAUCCAUCCCUGCUCACCGAGGCAAGGUGACAUCCCUAUCCGUCCACCCGUCUGGUAAACUGGCGCUGUCAGUCGGUACAGACAAGACCCUCAGGACGUGGAAUUUGAUUGAUGGAAGAGCGGCCUUUAUCAAAAACAUCAAGAUGAACGCACAAAUUGUCCGCUGGUCCCCAGACGGGGAUAAGUAUGUGGUGGUGAUCGAUGAAAAAGUGGACAUUUAUGACCUGGCGACCGCUUCUCUGACUGGAACCAUCACAAACCCCAAGAGGAUCUCAUCCAUUAAGUUCAUAACUAACUCCAUCCUGGCUAUUGCAGGAGACGAUGAGAAGGUGAGGCUGUGUGACGUGGGGACGGAGCAGUGGCUCUGUGAAUUCACCGCCCACGAAACAAGAGUAAAAGCUGUUGACUGCUUCAGCGCAGAGGAGUAUGUUGUCCUGGUCACGGCAUCGAAUGACGGAUUCAUCAAAAUGUGGAAACUCGUAAUUAGCGAGGAGCUGAAGCCGCCUACUCUGCUGGGUGAGGUGAACUCCACGGCCCGUCUCACCUGCAUGGCCGUGUGGACGCCUGAGUUGAUACUGGAAGCCAAGGAAGAUCCAGAACCUGUGGUAACAGCAGCCGAAGUGGCAGAGCUCGCCAAGGAGAUUACAAGGAGUAAGAGAGUUCGGAUUGCAACUGACGCGGUUAUUAUUGAAGACGAGAGUCAGCCCAAGAAGAAGGCGAAAAAAGGCACCGGAAGGAAACAGAAAAAACAAUAAAAUGUUAAAAUUUGAACGUGUUUUUCUUUUAUGUGUUUAAAUAAACUUGUGUUCACCACUAGGUGGCGCUGGAGUACUCUUA
Messenger RNA from Gadus macrocephalus (Pacific cod), 1419 nucleotides. It is a transcript of the gene pak1ip1, whose product is annotated as PAK1 interacting protein 1. Bases 237 to 1337 code for a protein of 366 amino acids. Gene Ontology annotation, molecular function: protein binding. The record is from RefSeq and is a predicted model, not a curated record. The transcript has 10 exons. NCBI's taxonomy places the organism in Eukaryota, Metazoa, Chordata, Actinopteri, Gadiformes, Gadidae.